Molecule: messenger RNA, 1674 nt
Organism: Aureobasidium musti
Lineage: Eukaryota; Fungi; Ascomycota; Dothideomycetes; Dothideales; Saccotheciaceae
Source: the annotation of a GenBank genome assembly
AUGUCGACCACACAUCUCCCCACAGACUCGACUCCCGAUAGAGCCAGCUCGGCCACCCUGCCAGACUCUUUCCCUCCUCAAUCUUCGCGUAGGACGACAGCCCAGCAAAUCACCCUCGUCGAUCGCACGAACCCUGAUCGUCCUGAGAUCCAAAACCCUGGCCAAGUUCAAGACGAUGAAGACACACCUCCAGAAUCUGGCUCGCUAUCUAGAAGGUGGACAAGGCAGUCAUUAACCGGCCAUGCCCAGUCGUUACAAGGUUCGGUCCAGAGCCGCAUGACCUCGCGCAAAUAUCGCCAUUACCGGGAAGGAAGAUUCAUAGGUCCUGAUGACCCUGACAACCCUGGCUCUGGUGAUGAGCUCUCGAGCAGCGCCGCUCCUGGCAAGGUCGCUCGAGGAAAGAAUAAAGUACGAGGUCUACUGGGUGCCAGGAAACAAAUGAAGCUUGCUCUGGAAGAAGACGCUGUAAUUGAUGUCCUGUACGAAAACCAACGAGGCUGGUGGUUCUUUGGUGUCCCACAUUUCUCCUCCAAAACACUGCUCAAUUUCGAUCCCAAGCCGUGGUUGAACGGCAAUAAGAAGCCGAGCCCGGUCAAUAUCACAAACGCCCAAGUCCCAGAUCCUAGUUGGGAAUGGGCUUGGAAGUCCUGGUAUGUCGACAUGUCUCGAGAUGUGGAUGAAGAGGGUUGGGAAUACUCUUUCUGGUUCAGCGAAGGCACAGCCUGGCAUGGCACACAUCCUUGGGGUUACUCCUGGGUGAGGCGAAGGAGAUGGUUACGAAAACGUGUACGGAAACAACCACAGAAGCCUGGUCAGCAGGGACACGCCUUCACCUCCGAGUACUUCACCAUUCACCGUCCCAAGGCUCCGAGCAGAUCUAGCAGUUUUGUCUUUAGCACAGAGGCACGGCAGAACCUGGCCAAGGCAGAACAUUACCUAGAAGAUCCCGAGGACGUGCGAGAUAUAGGUUCUCUUCUCAACAGUCUGAAGAGAGCUGCCAUCGAUCGCGAGAAGAUUGUUUUGGUCCGCCACUUUAUCGACAAUGGCGGGGAUGAUCUUCACUACCUAGGCGAGCAGGCAUGUUUCCUCCUUUGCACUUUUUCUCACCAACUAACAAGCUCUGNNCAGAUGGAAACAAUCAUGUCUCUUUGUGUCUUCCAGAACUCUCGUCGCUAUAUUCUGACCAUGCUCUCCGAAAAGCUCACCGCAGCCGAAAAGCUUCGCGAUGAACACACAGCUCACAACGAAGAAAUAUCAGCUCAGGAACAACAANAAAUCUCAAAUCUGGAGAAUGCCAUCGCUGCAGCAGACGAACAAGUCAAGCGACUGGAAUACUGGAGCGACGUCCGCGAUAUGGCUCGGGCAGGCACAACAUCCUUUGCCACAGACGCUGGUGUUUGGGGUUAUGCCAAGUGGCGAGGAUUGGACGCUUCAGGUCCCGAAGCUGAUGAUAAAAGCACGGCGAAGGAGAAGGGCAAGAGCUGGAAAGAGGUCAAGAAAGAGGUUAAUACCCAACUGAAACCCAAAGAUAGUGUUGUUGAUGGUCAAGAAGACAAGNGACAAGCCAAAAAGGAGGUCAACAUUGAAGGACAUUUGGCUGAGUCGAGCGAGGAGUAUUAUACCACAGCUGCUGAAGAUGCACCGAAAGAUAAGGGGAAGCAGCGGGUCGAAUGA